CCGCGUGUCUACUGACCCUGCCGUACGGCAUAUUAAUGGGGGUCCAGGAGUACCCGGAGGUGCCGAUCACCUACUGUGAAGAGGAGUGGACUCACGACGAGUCCCGCAAGGCUUUCGGCAUUUCCACCUGUGUCCUCCAGUUUAUCAUUCCGUUUGUUAUCAUAACCUUCUGUUAUGUGAGAGUUUGUGGCAAACUCUGGGACAGAGCCCGAGCCCGACCCGGGUCUGUGUCGAUGCGCAGGGAGGAGAUCGAGAGGGAGAGGACCAGGAAGACCAACGGAAUGCUCAUCUCAAUGGUAGUCAUAUUUGUCAUCUCAUGGCUGCCAAUCAACUGUUAUAAUCUGGUUCGGGACUUUUACACUCCGGCGUCGUACUGGCGCUAUUCGCAUGCAUUCUUCGUGUUGGCGCACGCGGUGUCCAUGUCUUCGACCUGUUAUAACCCAUUCCUCUACGCCUGGCUUAACGAG
Molecule: messenger RNA, 467 nt
Organism: Oppiella nova
Lineage: Eukaryota; Metazoa; Arthropoda; Arachnida; Sarcoptiformes; Oppiidae
Source: the annotation of a GenBank genome assembly